CGUCCAAACAGCUACUAUCCACCUGGCCUACAUUCAAUUAAACAGAACACCAUGUAUGAAAAUUAGCUAGACAACAACUUAGAGAGAGCUUCAUUCAUUUCCUUCCAUUAAUAUCCCAAAAAGCUAAAUAAAAAUAUCUAUUUCUCCUCUUCAAUAUCCACCUUUUCCUAUUCAAUAAAAUAUCCCAAAUUCUUCUAUAAUUUCCCCCUUUUCAUCUCUCUGUUCUCUCCCACCUUCAUCUUAUUCAUCCAUAUCCCAAAAAACCCUAAAAAAUCAAAAUCAAAAUCAAAAUCCAGCUGAAAAUGGGGAUCCGCAAGCUCACCGACGGCGAAUCCUCCGCCCAUUCCCUGCCGCAAGUAGAAACCCCUCUCCUCGACACCUCCGCCGCCGGAAAGCACGCGGCCCUCUCCUCCCAGCCCAAAACAUUCGCCAACGUCUUCAUCGCCAUCGUCGGCGCCGGCGUCCUCGGCCUCCCCUACACCUUCAUGCGCACGGGGUGGCUCACCAGCCUCAUCACCGUCUUCGUCGUCUCCAUCUUCACCUACCACGGCAUGAUGCUCCUCGUCGUCACCCGCAGGCGAAUCGAGGAAUCCACCUGCUCCUCCUCCAACAACAAAAUCGCCUCCUUCGGCGACCUAGGCUUCGCCGUCUGCGGCGAAAUCGGCCGAUCCGCCGUCGAUCUCAUGAUCGUCCUCUCCCAAGCCGGAUUCUGCGUCGGAUACCUCAUCUUCAUCGGCAACACCCUCGCCAAUCUCUUCUCCUCCUCGUACGAGCUCGCCGCCUCCGCCACAAUUUGGGGAUUUUCCGCCAAAACCCUAUACAUUUGGGCGUGCUUCCCCUUCGAAUUAGCCCUAAAUUCGAUCCCAUCCCUAACCCUGCUAGCUCCCCUCAGCAUCUUCGCCGACAUCGUCGACCUCGCCGCGAUGGGCUUAGUCAUGAUCGAAGACGCCCUCCUAUUCAGCCGCCAUAUGCCGCCGGUGGAGGCGUUCGGCACUGUCUCCACCUUCUUCUACGGCCUCGGCGUCGCGGUCUACUCCUUCGAAGGCGUCGGGAUGGCUCUCCCCCUCGAAUCAGAGAUGAAGGACAAGUCCAAAUUCGGGAGAAUCCUAUGCCUAACGAUGAUCUUCAUCGCCGCAAUCUACGGUUCCUUCGGAGUGAUGGGAUACUUCGCCUUCGGCUCUGAAACCGCAGACAUCAUCACUGCAAACAUGGGGAAAGGGCUGUUAAGCACCUUCGUUCAAUUAGGCCUUUGCAUCAAUCUGUUCUUCACAUUCCCAUUGAUGAUGAAUCCUGUCUAUGAGGUGUUCGAGAGAAGGUUUUGGGAGGGGAGGUACUGCAUUUGGAUGAGAUGGAUGCUGGUUUUAGCAGUGUGUUUGGUGGCGCUGUUUGUCCCGAAUUUUGCGGAUUUCUUGUCGUUGGUCGGGAGCAGCACUUGCUGUAUUCUGGGGUUCGUGCUGCCGGCGCUGUUCCAUUACCUGACAUUCAAGGAUGAGAUGAGCUUGAGGAGGGCUGGGUUUGAUUUGGGGGUGAUUGUUGUAGGGACAGUUCUUGCUGUUAUAGGAACUUGCUACUCCCUUGAGGAGAUGAUCUCUGUGAAGGUAUGAUUUUGUGAUUCAGUUUUGUUUGUGUUGGUUUUGUUUGUCCAAGAUUCUUUCUAAAUUGGGAGAAUCCAAUCUGUAUAUGUAUACUUAGUGCCUCUUGUUGGCUCUUUGAUGCAGCCAUUUUUCUGAUAAUGGAAAUAAGGAAUUUGUAAAUUGAAAUUUGGAUAUUAUCUUUUGAAGCA
Salvia hispanica is the source of this 1783-nucleotide messenger RNA. Its product is annotated as amino acid transporter AVT3B-like. Gene Ontology annotation, molecular function: L-amino acid transmembrane transporter activity; neutral L-amino acid transmembrane transporter activity. Gene Ontology annotation, cellular component: vacuolar membrane. Gene Ontology annotation, biological process: neutral amino acid transport; amino acid transmembrane transport. The record is from RefSeq and is a predicted model, not a curated record. NCBI's taxonomy places the organism in Eukaryota, Viridiplantae, Streptophyta, Magnoliopsida, Lamiales, Lamiaceae.